Molecule: messenger RNA, 771 nt
Organism: Opisthorchis viverrini
Lineage: Eukaryota; Metazoa; Platyhelminthes; Trematoda; Opisthorchiida; Opisthorchiidae
Exons: 1
Coding region: 1-771 (256 amino acids)
Source: RefSeq, a predicted model, not a curated record
AUGGGCCAGGUGUCUCCCUCUGAGUCCGCUUUCCGUUCUUGUGUCAAAAUGGUUGUUUCUCAACCGAUGAAUCCAUCUGGUAGUCACCUAGCUGCUGCGUUCACUGGGGCUUCAUUGCCGUUCGAAAGGAAUUCGUCUCCACCGGCGCGUUCUCGUGAUGCACCCAAAUUAACUCAGGUCGCUGGGUCUAAGGGAGCCAUAUCCGACCGCACAAAAAUCUUCAAACAGGAUGCUAAACCCAAUUUAACUCAGGUGGCCAGUGAAUAUGCUCGUCAGAAGCAAAUGUUUGGACUUACCGGCCUGCCUGUAAAGCGGAAACGUGGAAGGCCGCGCGAAUACACCACGUUGACUGUUUUUCAGACGCCACCGGCCACACGUUCUUCCCAGCAUUCCGGCGUUUCCACUGCACGAAACAGUAUGCCUUCUUUUUCCUACACUACGGCCACACCGGGCUCACAACCCACACAGUCAGCAACGACACCAACGAUUGCUUCUUCAACCGUCAUGCCCACUCUUUCAAUCUAUACACCCCUUACCGUGGGCGCUCCUCUGCCUGAACUUUACUCAGCUGGUCUGCUUCUUCCAGGCCCCAACAUGCCUUUGAAUAAUUUGGACACAGCUGUGACACGAACGGACUCUCCAGUUACAGGUAAUGUGUAUUCUAGUUCCACAAGUUAUACCUUAGCGAUGACCGUCUCUAGCCAACAUGUAUGGCUUCGUAAUGCACAGUUUACGCCACGAAACUCAAGCCGAAUCCAUACUGAUCACUGA